This is a messenger RNA of Chelmon rostratus (copperband butterflyfish), 2286 nucleotides long. RefSeq names its product integrin, beta-like 1 (gene itgbl1). The transcript has 11 exons. The record is from RefSeq and is a predicted model, not a curated record. Gene Ontology annotation, cellular component: cell surface; integrin complex; focal adhesion. Gene Ontology annotation, biological process: cell adhesion mediated by integrin; integrin-mediated signaling pathway; cell migration. Lineage: Eukaryota; Metazoa; Chordata; Actinopteri; Chaetodontiformes; Chaetodontidae. Bases 169 to 1629 code for a protein of 486 amino acids. Gene Ontology annotation, molecular function: integrin binding.
UUGGCCUCUGAAGGGAUCGAGCCAGUUCAGGCCAGCCUGCUGCUCUUUCUCUCCUUCUCUCCCUUUCUUUCCCCCCUCACUCUCUCGUCCCCUCCUGUCUGUUUAAGGGGAGAAAGGCUGGGAAAUUCCUUCAAGCUACUUUACUUCAGGUUUCUGUGGGAUUUAAACAUGCACACUGAGGUUUUGGUACAGUCCAUGUUCGUGCCGUUGUUUCUGAUUCUGCUCUGUACCGUGGAGGACACUUUGUUACAAUCGGUGAGCCAGGUGGGUGGCGUGUGUAAACUGUCCACAGAGUCGUCCCUGCGGCGCUGCAGGACACCCGAUGGCAAGGUCUGCAGCGGGAGGGGCAAGUGUGACUGCGGCAUCUGCCUCUGCGAGGCCACCGAGCCGGGGAAGUUCUACGGCCCGCGCUGCGAGUGCCACGACUGGGUCUGCACCACAUAUAAUGGGAAAACUUGCAAUGACCGUGGCUACUGCGACUGUGGGAUGUGUGAGUGCGAUGAAGGCUGGUCCGGAGAUGCCUGCCAGUUCCAGGAGGAGUGUAACCUACCCAACAAGAAGAGCAAAGAGCUGUGCAAAAACCCACAGGGGGUGGUGUGCUCCAACAGAGGCACCUGCCACUGCGGUAGCUGCAUGUGUGACAAUAACGACAACAGGGGCCUGGUGACGGGACGCUUCUGCGAGUGUGACGACAGCGAGUGUCUGGACGAGGACACCGGCGAGGUGUGUGGAGGCCAUGGCCAGUGUUACUGUGGAAACUGUUACUGUGCCGCUGGUUGGCAUGGAGACAAAUGUGAAUUCCAGUGUGACAUCAGCCCAUGGGAGAGCAAGCGGAGAUGCACAUCUCCAGAUGGCAAAAUCUGCAGCAACAGAGGGACCUGUGUGUGUGGAGAGUGUAACUGUUAUGAUGUAGAUCCCUCUGGUGACUGGGGAGACAUACACGGAGACACCUGCGAGUGCGACGAGAGGAACUGUCAUGCAACCUACGACCGAUACACGGAUGACUUCUGCUCAGGCCAGGGCCAGUGUAAUUGUGGCAGGUGUGACUGCAAGGAGGGAUGGGCUGGGAAGAAGUGCGAGCACCCUCUGUCCUGCUCGCUGUCUCUGGAGAGCAGCGUGAAGAAGUGUCGCGGAACGUCCAAUUUGCCCUGCUUCGGACGAGGUCAGUGCCUGUGUGGACAGUGCACUUGCCACCCACCUGGGGACAGUCGGGUUCAUGGCAAAAACUGUGAGUGUGACGACCGUCAGUGCGAGGACAUCAGCGGAGAGGUCUGUGGAGGUCACGGUUACUGUUCGUGCGGACGCUGCAUCUGCGAGGAGGGCUGGUUCGGGAAGCUGUGCCAGUUCCCCAGGUCUUGUGACAUGAGCGACGCCCAGAGCAAGGAGCUUUGUGAGACCUCGGACGGAGUCAUGUGCAGUGGAAAAGGCUCCUGUCACUGUGGCAAAUGUAUCUGCUCUCCCCAGGACUGGUGGGUGUCUGGAGAGUACUGUGAGUGUGACGACCGAGAGUGUGACAAACAUGACGGCCUCAUCUGCACAGGGAAUGGGUUGUGCAAUUGUGGCAACUGUGAGUGCUGGGACGGCUGGACAGGGAACGCUUGCGAAAUCUGGGUGGGAGCAGAGUACUGAGGAGGAGGAGAGGACACUGGUGUUAGAGACAGGAGGCCUGGCUGCCCCGAGCGACUCGAGCACCACCGGCGGGCACCGCCGGGCCGGUAAAACGUCGCAGCCUGGAAAACCACGGGAGGAGGGAGGAGACGAAACCACACAUGGAUGUAAUUCUGCAUAUCGUUCACAGCAUUCGCUCUUUUAUUGUACUGGUUACAAAUUAAUCUUAUAAAACUGGGUGUUGUAGGUGUAAAAGAGACAUGAACAUAUUACCAUGUAAACACUUGUUUCCAGAACAGUGUUAUGUAUAAUUUUUUUUAUAAUGUAGGAACAAUUACAUAUUCCAGAUGGCUAUGAUAACAUAUUGGAAAGAAUUAUUAGGGUGACAUUUUUGCAAUUUGUUUGAUGAUGUAGGUCUGUUUUUAUCUGGCACAAAGUGGUGUGUUGCUCCAAAACUGGACUGAAAGUUCACUCGAGGCAGUUACUGUUUGAGGUUUUUAUUUCUUUUUAAUAAUAAAACAUUAAAUGUGCCGCAUGACACAACAUUUUGCAUGGAAAACAAUGCGAAGACCUUAAUCAUACAUGGUUACAAAUUUGUUAUAACAUGACAUAACUCCAAUGGGCAUACUUGCAAUGGUAUAUAUAUAUUUUUUUUGAAAAUAAAUCAUUUUAACAGUG